CACUCUCCUUGUCUCCUCGUUAAGAGCUUCCCGUGUUAGCAAGGGGUGCAGGAGGGCAACAGAGCGGGUACACCAGGCAACGUUGGCGGCGAGGCCAACAGGGCGGCCGAAGGGCAAGACACUUCAUCAGUUUUGGAAAGCUUACAAUUUUGGAAAAUUUGCAGCACUCUUGAUGAAGGAUUUUCCCAUUGUCGGGGUUAGGCAUCCUGUUAGGCUUAUGGAGGCCAAGGACUGAGCUUUCCCAGGAUGCUACAGCUGCCUUACUUCUGAGUUCCUAUUUUCUGGAUGAGUGAGCAUCUUCCAGAAUGGGUACAGGGUGGAGUGAAGUGGGAGUUGAAGGUGUGCCUCUAGAACUUGUGUAUCGUGUUCUGCGUCAUGUGUCCCUGCGGGACUUGACAACUCUCUCAGCCACUUGUAAAUAUCUGAGAAAUCUUAUUGAUGAGUCGCCUUUGCUCUGGUCUCAUGUACACACAAAGGAAUUAUGGCCUACGGAGGUGACGUGGCACUGGUUUGAGAGAGCAGCACUCUCGGGUAAUGUUGGCUCAAGUAUCAAGCUAGCAGUUGCUCUUCUCUACAAUGAAGGCGUGAUUUUAAGUAAGCCUGUUUUGAAUGGGGAAGUAGCUGUAACACUUUUUGAACGUCUGGAGUCUGGGGGAACUCUUGGGCCACGACUGCAGCUAUGGUUACUGUAUCGCCCUCCCUGGGGUACUCGACAACUAUGUUGCAAGCGCUAUGUCUACACACGGGUCUCUCAUAUUGCUCAAAUGACUGGUGCUCCAUGGGCCAUUAGAGUAUUAAGCCGUAUAUCAGAAGUUGUUGGGGAUGGAGGGGUCAAUAUUGAUCCCUUUCUUGUCAAUUGGAUCAAAACUGCAGCGCAGGGAGGCGACACCCAUGCCCGUCUUUUGCAGUGGUGUUCUCGAUACGAGAAACGACAUAAGGAAGGGACAUUGGAUCCUGGAACUGAACUGCAAGCUAGUCGGGAGCUUCGAGAACUCUGUCUCACUGGGUACUACCCAGCAGUUCUAACACUAUCACGUUUCCUUGCAACUACAAGACAUCCAAGCAACCAGUACCCACCGGAGAUAAGAGAGUUUCUACAAAACAGUCCACCGUCUCGUAUAUGGUACGCUCUUAAUUACCAACGGCACGUAACGCCCCACAUGCAUCACGUGUUGAUGGACUGGCUAUGUGAAGUUGCCAACAUGAUGCAUCAUACUUCACAGGUUCUACAUGCAGCUGCACAGAUUUUGGAAGCUUACUUGAGCGUAGAACAAGUGAAGUGUAACCAGCUGCAGCUUGUGGGCAUCACUGCUAUUCUUUUGGCAACCAGAUUUAUCCCAGGUGCAUCUAUACUAACUAUCCGUCAAGCAUCUUGGGUUACCGACAACACUUAUAGUUACAACCAUGUUGUGCGUACAAUUGGUCACAUUAUGGCAGCCCUCAAGGCAAAUCUUGCUCUUCCUACAAUUCUAGACUAUGCUUCAGUCUUAUUGGCGAGUGUAAAUGCACCUGAAAUUACUCAACAAUGGACUCAGUUUUUGUGUGACUUGGCUACGACUUGCUCCUACCCUCCAAGAAUUACACUGGCACAGAUUGGCAGCUCGUGUGUCCUGCUAGGUUACAUCCUCUCUCGAGCACCAUUACCCAACCUGCCUCUCGUAUCCGGCUUCACACAGUACCAGCUGCUCCAGCCUGCCGCAAUUAUAUAUUGUAAAAAUUUUGACAUUGAUGGCAUAAAAUGCCAGCGGCAGGGAAUUUUAGAUCGGUACAGUUUGGCAUCCAUCACCAAGGAUCAAGUAGGCCUGCUUCCUGUACCACAAUUGGAAGCCUUUUUAUCUAUGUUGUCACUGUCUGAAGCAGACUAUCUGGAAAUGGUGACUCUACCUCCUAGUCUUCACAAUGAUGCGAGCAUUACAAGCAUGGAUGCCGAUACUGGAAGCAGUGGUGUGGUGUGUAGUGAAAGAAUAAAUAGAACGCAACAAUUGCAGCAAAAUGAAAAGCCUCUUCAGGAACAUUUCUGCCAGCAAGAGGAACCAAUUUGUCAAGCACUAAAACAAAGUCUUGUAAGGACCAACAAACACUUUGAUGUGGGCAACAGCGGUGUAUGUGGUAGGGGUAACUGGAACGUUGGUGAGAGAGGUGAAGCAUCUUCCGGUGCUUAUGUCAAGGCUGAUGACAACAGAAUGGACAUCAGUGAUGGGGAAUUACCUCGGGAGCCUUCAAAUGCUGAAUUAUCUCCCCGUAAACAAAAGUUCUCUUCUGGUAUUCACUCUGAUUCUGACGGAGAGAAUAUAUGUUCCGGAUAUUACUCUGUGCAUAAGAAUAGUUCUGGGAGCAUGUCUGCUGCAGUUCAUUCGUAUGAACAGGCAGAUAGUGAUAAGCUAAAACCUGAACACAGACAUUUUGAAUCUCCAGAAGCUAAAGUAAUACCACGUGAGGUGAUGCGCGAGUGUUUGAGUGAAACCACUGAUAGUGAAGAAAAUUCCGACAUUUUACCUGCAGCAUGUGAAGGAGCUGGGACCAAGUAUGCACGAGUUAGUCUUAAAAGAAAACUUGAAAAUGCUUCUGAGAGUGAAAGGUCUGAAAAAUGUUUGCUCUUGGAUGUUGGCAAUUUACAUUUAAGCUAAUUAUAUUAUUUUUAUAUACAAUAUACCAUAUUUUUUUAGUAUUUAUCAUGGACUUUAAGUUUGAAAUAAGGGUCUUCCAGAUAAUUCAUGAAAGUUAAUGAAGUCUUCUUGUUCAGAUGCGUUUUGUAUAUUGUGCCAAAACGUACGAGUUGGAAAGUGGUUUGUUAAAAAUGAAGCACUAUAAUUACCAGUCAGUAUUCUACCUAUCCAGUUACAUUGUGUAUUUGUAUUUUGAUAUAAUAUCUGUACAAGAUGUGCAGCAAUUUGGUGUUGUGUUUUAGAUUGCAGUGUGCAACUUUUCUUAAAGGAUAAGUAUUUAAAAAAUUUCUGCAUUUAUAUGGUUUCAAAAGCUAAAGGUUUUUAGAAUAAUAUUUAUUUGUACAAAAAUACACAGUGGUUAUGUUACAGGGUAAACAUAAAUUAUUAUUUAUUCAAUAUUUUUCUUACAAGGGCACGAAGUAUGUUUUAGAAUAUUUUGUUAUAUUGAGUUAUUAGGCGAUAAUGUAUGAAGUUCUAUCAGUUUAGAGGCUUAGUGAAUUCCUGUAUUUAUGUUGAACAGGCACACAAGCUUCAAAACAAGGGUGAAAAAAAUUGUAACCGAUUGUUCCAAUGUUUGAAUGGCAGGUAGGGCUAGAUGUUAAGGCACAUUUUCUUAUUCUUGAUGCCUCUGUUCACCCAGUAAAUAGGAUCCCAGGAGUUCGGCAGCUGUUGAGGGUUGCAUCUUGGGAAAAAUCAGUCAAUGGAGUAGGGGGCGGCUUUGAUAUACCUAGCAGCUUCCUCUCCCUGGAGAUGCAAACCCUGUUAUAUGAUGGCAAGAUGCUCUCACUCAAUGUUAAGAUUGCUCGGUGAAGUUGUCUUGUAUUCAUUCAACCUCUUGUUACACAUAAAAAAAUUACUGAUAUCAACAAUGUAAUAAAUGACUGCUAUUGGUAUUCUUUUCUCCAAUUUAUUCAAAAUUUUUUAAUUUUCUAGAUAGCUCAAAAUAAUUCUGGCAAUUGUUUGUUAGCACUUGUUAAUUUCUGGGCACCUCAGUAAAUCACUCCCCAUAUUGUGCAGUGAACUGGUAUUUAGGUUGGACUGAGCAGUAGAGACGGCCUUGUUUCUUGGAGGCGCGAUAUUUGAUUCCCAGUGGUCCAAGGGGUUGGGCUUCAUUCCUCCCCUCCCUCCUCAUCCCAGCUCUCCUCGUAUCCCUUCCAUAUGCUGUAUACACAUACUGGCUUGGUGCUUUCUCGUCAUAAUUUCCUUCCUUUCCUUGUCUUGUCUAUCUUUAAGGCACAUUCAAUGUAUGUGUCACACAAUUGCAUAUGCAAUGCAAUUCUAGAACAGCAUAAUUGACAAGUGGAAAUUAUCUUAAAAGUGUAAUACUGUAUUGUGUAUAUAGAUUAUAGGGGGGAUACUAUCAUAAAUUUUAUGCAAGUUUCAACAAUAUAAAUUUUACUGGCAAAAUUUAUUUUAAAAUGAUUUAGUAACAUUGGAAAAGAAUUUUAUUUUGAUGAGGUGAAAACCAUACAAGUGAGGGAUGAGCUUACAACCAGUACGUGUAAGUUAAGGACAAAAUAUUCUGAUCUCGAGGAAAAUGUAAUGUAACAUGAGAUGUUGUUCAAGCAAACUUGCAGCCCAACUUGGCAUGGUAGUAAAACAAUGGUGUCCCAGCAGAGCACUUGAUCCUGUAUUAACUUGGCACAGAGAAAAAUAAACGAUGAGAAACUGUU
Molecule: messenger RNA, 4339 nt
Organism: Procambarus clarkii (red swamp crayfish)
Lineage: Eukaryota; Metazoa; Arthropoda; Malacostraca; Decapoda; Cambaridae
Product: cyclin-F
Biological process (GO): mitotic cell cycle phase transition; regulation of cyclin-dependent protein serine/threonine kinase activity
Cellular component (GO): cytoplasm; nucleus; cyclin-dependent protein kinase holoenzyme complex
Molecular function (GO): cyclin-dependent protein serine/threonine kinase regulator activity; protein binding
Source: RefSeq, a predicted model, not a curated record